AUGGAGAACAAUUUUGCGAUACCAGAAUUACCAUCAGGUCAUACUUUAUAUUUUGUGUUCUUGACUUCAUGGGGUGAUCCUAAUUUUGUCGGCAUCAACACUAUUGAAUUAUUCAAUGCAAAUGGUGAACGUCCUGAUUUUCAGUCUAUCGAGACGAAUGCAACUGAAACUAUUGGAGAUCUUGAAAACAUCCUGUAUGCUGGUCAUUUUUUAUGCACCGAUCCUCUGAGAAUGUGGUCAGCUAGGUAUGAUAUAUUGGAUAAAGAUGAAGUUCGAAUAAAGAUUCAACUGAAAACAAUUGAACGACUCGCAAUGAUAAGAAUAUGGAACUAUAGUGAAUGUCGAGUCCAUUCAUUACGUGGCGUUCGACAUUUGCGCAUUGAUUUCGAUAACCAAACAAUAUUUCGAGGAGAGAUUUCUUGUGCGUAUACCAACGAAUCUGGCGAAUAUCCACUUGGCGAUACAAUCCUUUUUACAACUGAUGAAGAAAUUCUUGAAAAUAUUGCAAAUAAUGAUAUUUGUUUUGCUGGUGAGGAAUUUAUUAUGGAUAAUCUAAAUUUGGAUAAAUUUGGAUUACUUUCUAUCAGCUCAAAAAAUCCAGAUGAAAUGAAUUCAUCUGAGAAUUCAUUUAUGCUCUCUCGUCGACCGACUACGGGAGACCGCCAAGAAGAAGAAAAAUCAACUUCAAACGAAAACUUGGAUUAUAUUGAUAAUAGUGGAAAAAUUACUUUACUGCCAGAUAAGGAGCGAGCAUCUGAGAUUGCGAAAACAAAUGUAUUUCAAAUGGAGCUUUAUGAAAACUGGGGAGCACCUGAUUGCAUUGGCUUAACUGGACUUCAAUUUCUUGGCUCUAGGACCACAGUCCUCGAUAUCAAACAUUGCUUGGCUACUGCAUCAACUGGUUUACAAACAGCUCAAAAAUUACUGAAUGGGAGGAAUUUAACGGGAGAUCGAGAUGAUAUGUGGUUGGUUCCACACACUCCAGACCUACCUCCUCCAUGUAUCACAAUCACUUUUCCGGAACCACUUCAGAUCAUAGGUGUUAGUAUAUGGAAUUACAAUGCUUCACCAGAAAUGUCGUACGCUGGUGUACGCUUGGCUAAAAUAUAUCUUAACGGAAAAGCACUUGAUUCUUUAAUAUUAUUAAGAAAAGCGCCAGGUGAAUAUUUUGGUGCUAUUUCCAGAGUUCGUUCUCGUUUCCUAAAUGAUAAAAGAUAUGUCUUAUUCGAUUUCGUUCAGGACAUAUUUUUCGAUAAUUGUGACUGUUUAUUUCGUCCUUUACCUCGACCAAAUACAAGUUCGCUUAGCGGAUUUAUAUAUCAACUACAGCUAUAUUCGACAUGGGGUGACGAAUUCUACAUUGGUUUAAAUGGAAUUGAAUUCUAUAGCCACCUUGAUUCGCUUAUUCCGCUGCGUGCACACAAUCUGGCAGCAUUUCCAGAGAGCGUCAACGUCCUUCCUGGAGUAAACGCAGAUCCGAGAACAAGUGAAAACCUUAUCAAUGGCGAAAAUGACACAGAUAGUAUGUCAAACAUAUGGCUCACACCAAUGUUACCAAAUCACUGUGCGAGAAUUUUCGUGGUCUUUGAUAUUCCAACUUUUGUCUCGCAAAUAGUUAUUUAUAAUUACCGUAAAACACCAGAAAGAGGAGUUCGCCACUUAUCGGUAUCAGUGGACGAUUUGAUAGUUUUCAGUGGUGAAGUGCCGACAAGCACAACUGAAAAAACGGGCAUACUUCGGGUUUCAUUACGUGAAUGA
Molecule: messenger RNA, 1758 nt
Organism: Dracunculus medinensis (Guinea worm)
Lineage: Eukaryota; Metazoa; Nematoda; Chromadorea; Rhabditida; Dracunculidae
Source: the annotation of a GenBank genome assembly